This is a messenger RNA of Paramuricea clavata, 1151 nucleotides long. The record is from the annotation of a GenBank genome assembly. Lineage: Eukaryota; Metazoa; Cnidaria; Anthozoa; Malacalcyonacea; Plexauridae.
AUGUCUACAGAAAGUGGAAUGGGAUCAAGCAGAAGGAAUAAUAGUGGUGCCGAAUUGGCCAGCACAACACAACCAGCUGUUAACAGAGACUCCUUGGAUCAUAUUGAAGAGCAAAACAACACUGCAGCUACCAUGGGAAGUACACAGGGUUCAUCCACUGCACAGCAAUCUGACGUUCUUGCUUGUCAGAUAUCCGGGAAUCUUACGAAGCACAAGGUAUAUCUACAGCAGCAAGAAGUAUUAUUGUCAGCUCCUGGAGACCCAGUUCUGGAAAACUAUACCAAAGCUACAUUAACAGAUGGAAGACAUACUGUGGUAAGAGGCAGAUUGAUUUCAUUCAACCUCCUAUAGGAGUGAUACUUGACUUUUUUGUCCAGUUAUAUGAAAAUGGUGCAGGUUACAGUACAAUGAACACAGCAAGAUCUGCACUUUCAUGUAGAUAGACAAUUAUCCAUUAGGUGCUCACCCUACGGUUAGACGAUUUUGGAAAGGUGUUUUUCAGCUGCGGCCAGCGACACCUUGAUAUCACAAUAUUUGGGAUGUCCAAGAUGUGCUACAUCAUUUAAAGACAUUUGUCCCCAUAACAGAUAUCACCUUGAAAGAUUUAACGCUGAAGUUGACUAUGCUAAUUACGCUGGUAUCAUCUCAGAGGCGUCAAUCUAUUCAAUUGUUAAAUAUUGACUAUAUGGUCAAAGAUGACACUUCUUACGUGUUUACUAUAAAAGACCAUAUAAAACAGUCAAGGCCUGGAUAUACGCCACCACGUAUAGAAUUAAAGACAUUCGCACACAAUCCCAACAUUUGUGUUGUUUCAACAUUAAAUGAAUACAUGAACAGAACUGUCACAUAUUGAGGUGAGCAUAAACAGUUGUUGUUAAGUUAUUUUAAGCCAUUCAAGCCAGUCACAGUGGACACUAAGUCGAUGGCUAAAAUUGCUUCUGGUACAGGCAGGUAUUGAUACCACAUUUAAAGCCCACAGUACACGGUGUGCAGCCGUAUCCAAGGCAAACGUGAAUGGAUUACACAUAGAUGAUAUCCUUAAAACUGCCGGAUGGAGUUCAGAGUGGACAUUUGCAAAGUUUUAUAAUAAGAGUAUUAAGAUGCCAAACAAGUCAUUUGCUACUGUUGUUUUGGAAUCAAACAGUGAAUGA